AUGACAAGCCUUGGAUUCAAAACAAUCAACAAACUUUCAGACUUGCCACCAACCACUUCAAAACCAUACUAUGUUCAAUUCUCGUGUAUGAUUGUAUCGGUUAAAUUAGGUAACCCUAAUAGAAUCUUUGUUACUGAUUUUACUCGAAAUAGACACAUGGAACAAAGUUUUGUGAAUGAAAAUUGGAUCCAAGACUAUUCUGAUAGGAUUCCAAAUGAUCAGAUAUUACUGUUGAACAUAUACAAGGAGAAAUUUGAUCCUUUUGCUAAACGUUAUGGUCUUUUAAGAGGAGAACCAUUACCAGUGGGAAGUUUAGCUGUUAAUGUCUUACCUAAAGCCAUUUUCUGUACAGUCAAGGCCAAAAUAAAAUCUUAUAAUGGUGUUCUGGAUGCUAUUCCUAGUCAAAUUGAUCUGUUGAGUAUUAGAAAUAAUAUUGAUUAUUCAUUACCACUUUAUGAUAAUGUGUUCACAAAUAUACCAAUUGAUUAUAUACUAGAGAAUAAGGAACACUUCAAACAUACAUUCUCUGAACAACAAAUACAAAAUAAAUUACUUGACCCUUCAGCACCUCUGGUUAUUGGCAUAGAUAGACAAUUUGCUACUCAACCUCAACCACAUAUCUCACAACGUCAAACCUAUCAACAACCUCAAGUACAUUAUACACAACCUCAACAACAAUCCCAAAUACGGAGAACACAAACAUCCCAAGGUGUAAUGAAUCAUCAGACGAAUCUUGAAUCAUCGCCAGUGACAUCAACAAGACAAAAUUUUGGCUAUUCAGAAACAAAUACACCAGAUAGUUCAUUUGUGGAAAACACACCGAGUCGUUCAUUUAAAUUAUCAUCAGCAGCAGAUUUACCUUCAGAUUCUACACACAAUAGAGAUUAUGAAACUAAUCAAAGUCCACAUACUCAAGUACAAGCAACAUUUGAUGAAAGAAAUAUUGGAAUCAUUAAAAACUUGAAUAAAAUUGAUCAAAUAGAUGGUAAAGUUUAUGAAGUUAAAGGUGCAAUAGUGGAAUUCGAACCGUUACUGAAUCAACUUUGUGUAAAAUAUGAUAUGAAUAAACCACCAAUUUUACAACCUUUAAGCAUUAUCAUUGUGGAUUCUAAUAAUUCAGAUCAACCAUUUGAUGAAACUCAACUACUAAAAAUUACAUUUACAACAAAAUCCGAAAUUUUUAAUUUCUUGGGUAUGCAUGAAAUUGAAGAAGUUUAUAUAAAAUCACAACAAAUCUAUAAAGCUUUUGAUAGAAUCUUAAAAUCCAGAAAUAUAUUCAGUUUCAAAGUCACAAGAAGAUUGAUUAAAAUUAAUGGUAUCAAAGGUUUAAAUAAUUCUAUAUUAGGAUGGGAAGCACAAAAAUUAUCACUAGAAAGUUUACUUGAUCAAAUAUAA
Hansenula ciferrii is the source of this 1395-nucleotide messenger RNA. It is a transcript of the gene CDC13, whose product is annotated as telomere-binding protein CDC13. Lineage: Eukaryota; Fungi; Ascomycota; Saccharomycetes; Phaffomycetales; Wickerhamomycetaceae. The transcript has a single exon. Bases 1 to 1395 code for a protein of 464 amino acids. The record is from RefSeq and is a predicted model, not a curated record.